Messenger RNA from Thrips palmi, 1163 nucleotides. Its product is annotated as guanine nucleotide-binding protein subunit beta-like protein 1. The transcript is spliced from 3 exons. NCBI's taxonomy places the organism in Eukaryota, Metazoa, Arthropoda, Insecta, Thysanoptera, Thripidae. Gene Ontology annotation, molecular function: protein binding. The coding region runs from base 188 to 1129 and encodes 313 amino acids. The record is from RefSeq and is a predicted model, not a curated record.
GAUAACGUCGAAAGAGGAAAACUUUUGCUGCCACUCUCGCUGCUAUCAAUGCGGAAGAUAUGCAAGCUACAGCCCAUCGACGUUAUCUCAAAUGCAGUGGAAAUAACCAGAAGAGUUCUUCGCACGGCCCGUUUCAUUAUUUGCAGAAUUGGCGGCAGUUUGUAAUUUUGUUCAAAAACAAGGAGCAAUGUCACAAACACAAUCACCACCUCCUCCAGAACCGAAAUUUGUGCUUCGAGAUGGAAUGGGCCCAGUUUCCUGCAUUGCCUUUGGACUAGACGAGACUCUGUAUGCAGGGACUCAAGAUGGGUGGAUACAUGUUUGGGACCUGACAAUUAAUCGGAGAAAGAGUUCAUUUCAAGUAGGAAAAUCGGUCUGCCUAGCUAUAGGAGAUUUCUUCACCAAACUUGUUGUACAAGUUAAAGGAGAGGGUAUUAGUGUUUGGAAUUCUUCCCCAAAGUUUGCACUUGAGCAUAAAUUUGAUUAUCAAUAUAUGGGUUUCUGUAAAUUUGAGUGUGAUAAAACUUUAAACUAUGUAUUUGUCCCGGAUGAUGAUGGUGAAAUUAAAAUCAUUAACUUACGUAACUUUAAAUUAGAGAACAAAUUUAUUUGCCCAGCAGUGAAGCUUGGGGAAGUAAUGGUCAUGAAGUAUAGUCAUUAUUGCCAUCAGGAUGUAUUAUUAGUGGGCUAUGAAAGUGGAGAUAUUUAUGUUUGGAAUGUAACACAAUGUUCACAUGUAGGUCAUUUCAAAAUAGCUAAUGCACCCAUGGCCAUUGAUUUUGACCCAGACAGUGGAAAGGGUGUUUGUGGAACUGAGUCAGAGUCAGUUUUUCUUUUCAAAAUUGAUAAAAAUUUUGCCUUUACUGUGGAAAGUUCAAUAAUGCUUAAAAAUCCUGGAGUAAGUGCUGUUACAAUAAGACCAGACAGAAAAGUAGUUGUACUUGGCUGUUGGGAUGGCAACAUACGAAUCUAUUCGUGGAAAUCUUCUAAAAUAUUAGGUGUACUCACGGAACAUUUAGAAACAAUUAAUGCCCUAUGCUUUUCAUCCAAACCAAUAUCAAUGUGGAACUCAAUUAUUCUCGCAGCUGGGAGCAAGGAUAAAAGCAUAUCUCUGUGGACUUUCUAUUAAAAGUCGUUUUUGGACCAAAAAAUAAUUGUGUUGA